Symbiodinium necroappetens is the source of this 759-nucleotide messenger RNA. The record is from the annotation of a GenBank genome assembly. Lineage: Eukaryota; Dinophyceae; Suessiales; Symbiodiniaceae.
AUGUUGAAAAUGAAGUGGGCGACAGUCUGGUAUAGGGUCAGAUACUGCUUCACGCCCGCCAAUUGCCCUGUGCUCGCCGAGCUGCUGAAAGGCCCGAGCUCGACGGUGACAGCAAUGCCAACAGCAGAGCCUGGGGGCUUCAAUGCAGUUUCAAUGUCAACUGAGAUGCCAGACAGGCCACGCAUGGCUGGGACAGAAGGCCAUGGGGGCAAUGAUCCAGCGUCUCAGAACCGCUUGGUGCAGAUGCUGCAGACAGCUGCACACCCCGUCACCUGUGUCUUUCACGCAGCCUUCAAGAUUGUGGUAAUUCUGAUCUACAUCUAUGGUCGAUACAUCCACAGUGCUUACGUCUCCACCUUCAUUUUGUGCACCAUUUUUGCCGCCCUGGACUUCUGGACGGUGAAAAACAUCUCUGGCCGUCUACUUGUAGGACUGCGAUGGUGGAAUUUGGUCAAGGACGAUGGCUCGUCGGAGUGGGUGUUUGAGUCGAACCCAGACGAGGGCAACUUGAAUGCCACAGACCGCAACAUCUUCUGGGGUGUCACGUACAUUUGGCCCCUGCUGUGGGCGAUAUUUCUGUUCAUGAACAUUCUGAACUUCAGUCUAGAUUGGGUUCUCCUGAACAUCAUGAUCUUCAUUUUUGCAGGUACGAACCUGGCCGGGUACUGGAAAUGCUCGACUGAUGCCAAGAAGCGGGCGCAGCAGUGGGUGGAGAGUCAAGGAAUGAGGGCUGUUGCCGGCGCCAUGGGAUUCGCGUGA